AUGUGGUGGCCCACGCUGCUGGCCCUGCUGGUCCCCGCGGCGGUGGCCCAGCCGCGCCCCGAGCGGGAGCUGGACGCUCAGUGGGACCUGUGGAAGAAAACCUACCGCAAGCAGUACAACGGCCAGGCGGACGAGGUGGCGCGGAGGCUGAUCUGGGAGAAGAACCUCAAGUACAUCAACACCCACAACCUGGAGCACGCGCUGGGCGCCCACACCUUCGAGCUGGCCAUGAACCACCUGGGUGACAUGACCAGCGAGGAGGUGGUGAGGACGAUGACGGGCUUGAAGGUGCCCCGCGGCCGCCCGCGGCACAACGAGACGCUCUACGUCCCCGACUGGACCGAGAGAGCCCCGGCGGCCGUGGACUGGAGGAGGAAAGGCUACGUGACGCCCGUCAAGAACCAGGGCCAGUGCGGCUCGUGCUGGGCUUUCAGCUCGGUGGGCGCGCUGGAGGGGCAGCUGAAGCGGAAGACGGGGAAGCUGCUCCCCCUCAGCCCCCAAAACCUGGUGGAUUGCGUGGCCAACAACGACGGCUGCGGCGGCGGCUACAUGACCAACGCCUUCGAGUACGUCCGGCAGAACCGCGGCAUUGACUCGGAGGAUGCCUACCCUUACAUCGGCCAGGACGAGAGCUGCAUGUACAACCCCACCGGGAAGGCGGCCAAGUGCCGUGGCUACCGGGAAAUCCCCGAAGGGAACGAGAAGGCUUUGAAGAGGGCCGUGGCCAGGAUUGGGCCCGUCUCCGUGGGCAUCGACGCCAGCCUGCCCUCCUUCCAGUUCUACAGCCGGGGCGUGUACUACGACGAGAGCUGCAACGCCGAAAACAUCAACCACGCGGUGCUGGCAGUGGGCUACGGCACGCAGAAGGGCACCAAGCACUGGAUCAUCAAGAACAGCUGGGGCGAGGAGUGGGGCAACAAGGGCUACGUCCUCCUGGCACGCAACAUGAACAACGCCUGCGGCAUCGCCAACCUGGCCAGCUUCCCCAAGAUGUGA
Messenger RNA from Nipponia nippon (crested ibis), 996 nucleotides. It is a transcript of the gene CTSK, whose product is annotated as cathepsin K. The record is from RefSeq and is a predicted model, not a curated record. Gene Ontology annotation, molecular function: cysteine-type peptidase activity. Gene Ontology annotation, biological process: proteolysis. NCBI's taxonomy places the organism in Eukaryota, Metazoa, Chordata, Aves, Pelecaniformes, Threskiornithidae.